AUGUGGAAGACAUGGCGCGCCCCUCACCGCGCAUCAUGUCUCCUCCAUCCCGCCCGCCGCACCCACACCUCCGAUACCCGCCCCUUCGCCGCGGGUGACAUCCUCCUCCUCCGCCAAAAGCUCGACCAAACCGCGCCUCCGAUCCUCACGCGCCCGCUGAAAAGCGGCCUGCAACUGCACACCCACAAAGGCGUGCUGAACCACGACGACAUCAUCGGCAAGCGCGUGCGCGAUGUCGUCAGGACUGCGCCGCUGCGGUCGGGCAAAGCUGGGACGGAGUAUAGAUUGCAUCACGUCAAGUUGGAGGAGUAUGUGCGCUUGAGUCGCAGGCUUGUCACGCCUAUUUAUCCCGCCGAUGCGAAUCUCAUCGUCGAUUUACUCGAUCUUCACGUCGUGCCGUACAGUGGCAACACACCCGCUAAUGACGGCAAUGAGCGGCUGGAAAUCCUCGAAGCAGGAACCGGCCACGGCGCUCUCUCCCUCUACCUAAGCCGCGCAAUCCACGCCGCCAACCCUCCUCCCCCAGAAGCACCAGGUGACGAAACAGUCUUGGAUGAAUGGAAAGCAACCCGCCGCGCCAUCCUCCACACAAUCGACUGCUCCGCCAAAUUCUCCAACCACGCCUCAUCCAUCGUCGCCGCUUUCCGCCGCGGAAUGUAUCACGCCAACAUUGACUUCCACGCCACGGACGUGAGCGCCUGGACGGCUAAAGCCCUCGCAUUAAGGAACCAGCUGCCCUUCCUCGCGCACGCCUUCCUCGAUCUUCCCAAUGCGGAUACGCAUUUGGGUAUUGUGGCGCGCGCGCUGCGAACGGACGGCUGCUUGAUUGUGUUCAACCCGAGCAUUACGCAGAUUCUGGACUGUGUGCGGCGCAUUCGCGAGGAAGGGAUUGGAUUGGAGAUGGAGAAUGUGCUUGAGUUGGGGAUUAAUGGCGGUUCGGGCGGGAGGGAAUGGAACGUAAGGGCUGUGAAGCCUAGGGGCAAGAAAGUAGUGGACGAGGAAAGUGAUGAUGGGGAGAUGGCUGCUGGGAUUGUCGAGAGCAGCGAUGGAGAAGUCGACGGUCCACCGCGCGAAGAGGCCGUGCGUGAAGAAUCGAAUGCCUCCGACGAUUGGAAGACAAUCUGUAGACCCAAAGUCGGCGAUCGCAUCGUUGGCGGCGGCUUUCUGGGAAUCUGGAGGAAGCGUCGCGAUAUGCGAGAUGAUUGA
Messenger RNA from Neohortaea acidophila, 1206 nucleotides. RefSeq names its product S-adenosyl-L-methionine-dependent methyltransferase. The record is from RefSeq and is a predicted model, not a curated record. The transcript has a single exon. Lineage: Eukaryota; Fungi; Ascomycota; Dothideomycetes; Mycosphaerellales; Teratosphaeriaceae. Gene Ontology annotation, cellular component: tRNA (m1A) methyltransferase complex. Gene Ontology annotation, biological process: tRNA methylation. The coding region runs from base 1 to 1206 and encodes 401 amino acids.